Molecule: messenger RNA, 7158 nt
Organism: Salvelinus fontinalis (brook trout)
Lineage: Eukaryota; Metazoa; Chordata; Actinopteri; Salmoniformes; Salmonidae
Product: interferon-induced very large GTPase 1-like
Molecular function (GO): protein binding; GTP binding
Source: RefSeq, a predicted model, not a curated record
CAGAACUACAUACUCUGCCUCUUAGAAAACGUAGACGUGUUUUUUUACGGGGGGAGGUAGUUUAUCGAAGUUAUUUCCUGUAAGAAACUGAAAGUAAAUUCGACAACUAUUUUAUGUAGCUUCACCCGAGACUGCUCGACAGCAGGAGAAAUGAGUUGUUAUGGCGACCAGCACGCAAUGCUGUCCUUAGAUGAUGUGCUGUCCCCUCCUGGUGACUUCCAGGUCCUGUUGCUGACAUUAGAUUCUGUGUCUCUGAGCUGGAGUUCUCCUCAGGGGCUGACAGGACCACAGACAUUCAGAGUGACCUGGGGGUGUGACGGUGAAACAAGCUCAACAAGAGUGAAAGGUGGGCAUCAUCUUGAAAUAAGCAGUCUCAAACCUGGUGAAAAGUACCAGUUCAACAUGGCUACAGAGGGAGAAGAUGGAAGACAAAGCAGAUGGGUCUCAGCAUCCCUAUCCACAGUGGUCCCACCCAGAGAUUUAAAGAUAGACCAUUUGGGAGAUACCUCAUUCACUCUCCACUGGUCCAAGGCUGAAGGGAUGGAGAAAGUCCCACAGCACUUCUUCAUAUCCAACUGCAUCCCAGGAACAGACACCCUCACAGCCAUUACUGACGACUGCCACAAAACUUUCUCAAACCUGCAACCUGGUACUGAGUACACUGUUAGUGUUACAACUGUGCUGAGCAAUGGGGAACAGAGUGAAUCUGUCUCUACAACAGUCUGCACUAUACUUCCUGCUCCAGAGCAGCUGAAUGUUGACUCAGUGGACACCACAUCAGCUGCUGUUAGCUGGAACCAGCCACCAGGAUUGGACCAAACCCAACAUCAUUACCAGAUCUCUUACCGCUGUCCAGGGAAAGAACCACACAUCACUACCACAUCUUCACACAGCAUCACUCUCUCUGACCUGAAACCUGCUACUGAAUACUCAGUCACUGUCUGCACUGUGCUGGGAAAUGGAAAGCAAAGUCAACUGGUGUUAACAACCUUCACCACAGUACCCACUGCUCCUGUCCAGCUGACUGUUGACUCAGUGGACACCACAUCAGCUGCUGUUAGCUGGAGCCAGCCACCAGGAUUGGACCAAACCCAACAUCAUUACCAGAUCUCCUACCGCUGUCCAGGGACAGAACCACACAUCACUACCACAUCUUCACACAGCAUCACUCUCUCUGACCUGCAAGGUGGUACUCAGUACUCUGUCACUGUCUGCACUGUGCUGGAAAAUGGAAAGCAAAGUCAACUGGUAUCAACAACCCUCACCACAAUACUUCCUGCUCCAGACCAGCUGACUAUUGACUCAGUGGACAUCACAUCAGCUGCUGUUAGCUGGAACCAGCCACCAGGAUUGGACCAAACCCAACAUCAUUACCAGAUCUCCUACCACUGUCCAGGGACAGAACCACACACCACUACCACAUCUUCACACAGCAUCACUCUCUCUGACCUGAAACCUGCUACUGAAUACUCAGUCACUGUCUGCACUGUGCUGGGAAAUGGAAAGCAAAGUCACCAUGUGUCAACAACCUUCACCACAGGAUCCUGUCUCAAGGAGCUGUUGUCAAAGACUGGACUAGAAGAUCAUUAUGAAAACAAGCUGACGUUAAGUACUGUCCUUGAGAUAAAUGCUGAUACUACAUCAGAUGAACCUCUUACCACUAUGCAGUCACUUCCAGGGGCGUUCCUGAAGAAAUUAAUGAUGGCAAAUGUGAAUGCUAGGAGUGUGAAAUGUCUGACCACUGACCAGGAUGUUUCCUAUUGUGGUGUAGACAACCUGACCACUGACACUGAUACCAGCAAUGUAAUUAAUCCACUGGACCUGAUAACUGCCCUGUUUCUGUGUUCAGAUGGUUUCCUGCAGCAGGAGUUGGUCCAGAAAAUGUCCAUGUGUCAUGUGUUUGUGGAGGACAGAAUUGUUGUCUCUGAUAUUCCUAUGGUGUCCUUUGUUAGGAUAGGAGAGAGCAGCUUGUCCAAGUCUCAUAUUUUGAACAAGUUGCUUAGUAACCCUCAACAGUACCAUGACACUUUUGUUCAUCAUGAUAUGGAAUGUGGUGACGUCCCUCAUAGAAUCUCAGAUGAUCUGGUUGAAAUCAGCUGGUACUUUCCAUGUGGGAACAGAAACAUAGACAUGUUCACAGAGCCUGUGGCGGUGGCCAAUCUCAGAGGAGACAUCAGGUCCUUUGAAACACAGUUCUCCUUUCUGUGUCAAACAUCAGCUGCAGUUUACAUUUUCAUUGAUGAUUUGGAGUCAGAUCUCAAGGUUUUGGAAGGAAAAAUCACAAAAGCAGAGAUACUUCUGGUUGUCAACUCUCAGAAUAAAACAUUCAGGGUGGACACAUUGAAGAAAAUGAUCACAAACUACAGUAUCAACCCAACAAAUUUGAUUGUGAAGAAGAAGCAGAAUGAUGCAGAAUUUGUCAAAACCCUGCAGUCAUCUGUGGGUGACAUCAUUGAAAAAAGAAAAAACAGAUUGACAAUUGAAAACAUGGUUGACGUGGCUCAUCAGUUUGGGAUUCUGGUUGAUGAAGACAGUGAUGAGUGUCAGAGUGCCAGGAAGAUGGCAGAUGAAAUCACCAGGAACAUCAAAGACACAAUCAAAUUCAAAGACAAACAGCUACCCUUACAAGGAACAAUCUGGAAAGAGCUUUCCCAGUUGGAGAAAGAGAGAUGUAGACUGAGAAAACAAGGGGAUCAAGACAUUGAACACUACAAGAGCUCUCUGAAGAAAAAGGAGAAAGAGCUGAGAAAGAAACAAUAUACAUGUGACAUGUCAGAUGUAAUGGCAAGCUUCAUUUUCGGAAUGUCAAGAUCAGGACCUGAGCAUUCCUAUUUCCUCAAAUGGAUGAGGAUAAAUCUGGACAAUCUGUCACGUCAGAACCUGUCUGCUUUGCGGAACCAGUACAAAGAUCUUUGCCAAAAUUCUCCGGAGAAAAAAGACGACAUUAAAGAUUUGGAUAAGCAAUUAUCUGACUGUUCCUUGGGUCUUGAACACUUCCUGCGUGAGUUGGGCCAGUUAUAUGAAGCUUCCUGCUCCCUCCCUGAAGACAGUCCUCAAAGGAAACAGAUGGAGCAUCUCCCUGGAUUGUGUGCUCAGAUGCUGUUGGAUGGUUUCCCCAUUGAGCUUGUGGAUGGAGAUGCAUCAAAUAUCCCUCUGAAAUGGAUGUCAGCUGUUCUGACUCAGCUUCAUACUCUUGUGGACUCUAACAGCAAGAUCUGGGUUGUGACAGUUUUAGGGGACCAAGGUACUGGGAAGUCCACUCUCCUCAACACCAUGUUUGGUGUCCAGUUUGCUGUCAGCAGUGGAAGAUGCACCAGAGGGGCCUUCAUGCUACUGAUUAAAGUCAACAAAGAACUCAAGGAGGAGCUGAAAUGUGACUUCAUCAUGAUCAUUGACACAGAGGGGUUGAAAUCACCAGAGUUGGCUCAACUAGAUGACAGCUAUGAACAUGACAAUGAACUGGCCACACUGGUGAUAGGACUCAGUGAUGUCACUAUCAUCAACAUCGCCAUGGAGAACUCCACAGAGAUGAAAGACAUUCUACAGAUUGUUGUUCAUGCUUUUAUCAGGAUGAAGGAAGUGGGGAAGAAGCCAGUAUGUCAUUUUGUGUACCAGAAUGUGUCAGACAUGUCUGCUCAUGACAACAACAUGAGGGACAGAAAGAAGUUGUUGGAACAGUUGAAUGAAAUGACCCAGGCAGCAGCCAGAAUGGAGAAGAAGGAGAAUAUCACCAAGUUCACUGACGUGAUGGAAUAUCAUCCAGACACAAGCAGCUGCUAUAUCCCAGGACUCUGGCAUGGGACUCCCCCUAUGGCUCCAGUCAAUGCUGGAUACAGUGAGGCUGUGUAUGACUUCAAGAAGACCUUGAUGAAAGAUUUCAGAAAUUGCCAGAGUAAUGAUGACAUGACACAUUUCCUGAAGUGGACACAAAGCUUGUGGGAGUCUGUGAAAUUUGAGAAAUUCAUCUUCAGUUUCAGAAACAGCUUGGUUGCAGAUGCGUACUCCAAAUUAUGCUCUGAGUACAAUGGUUGGGAAUGGACCUUCCAGAAGGAGAUGUAUACAUGGAUGGUGAGUGCUGAAACUAAAAUAUCCAAUAUUGGAAUGACAGAUCAAGAUCCCCAGAGGUCCAUAAGAGAUGUGCUACAAGACUUCAUGAUAGAAGCAUCUAGGAAGCUUUCAUUGGGAGAAAAGGAAAUCCAAGACAAUCUAGUGAAAUACUUUGAAAAGCAAGAUGGCCAUGUCAAUCUGGUGGAAAAAUACAAGGAGGACUUUGUGUCCAGUGCCAAAACACUGAGACGAGAGACAGAAAACACAGUGAAGAACACACUGCAUGGAGCUGUUGAAAUCAAAGAGGGAAUGACAGAAAUGAACAACAUCAAAAGUUCUCAGGCAAGUACAAUGGAAAAGAAGGUUCUGACUCUGCUGCAGAACUGUAGAGAGAAAUAAUCUGUUCUAUCAGAUGAGGAACUCAGUAAAGAGUUUGAAAUCAUGUGGAAAAACACUCUGUCUGAGAUACACUUUAAAGGACUCCCAAUAAGAGAUGUGGCUCAGGAUGCCUUCCUCAUGUUAAAUGGAAAUCUAUCAACAAGGGGUGGGCACGUCAAUAGUAUGGUGGUUGGAAACAUUCUGGUGGAUUGUGGUAAAAAAGAAUUUGUUUUGGAAACUGGGGGUUUAGGGAAGAGACUUGAGAGCUUAGUUAAGCACUGGGACAUCAACCAUUACAGGAAUAAACUACAAGAGUUGUGUGACGACAUCAUAACACAGUGUCAGUUGUUUAUAACACAGAAGGUGAAAAGCAAAACAGAUUACCACGACACUUACAUCAAAGAGCUGCUGAACAAGAUUGAUGAAACAAUAAAACAACACAAGAAUGUUAAAAUCAGUGAGGAAUGUGAGGUUUCUCUCAAACAACACAUCUGUGGCAGAGCAGCCAGAGAGUUCCAGAAGAUGCAUAAUGAUUUCAUCUCACUCAAUGACCCAAGGAAGUGUCUGGAACUGUCUAAGAACAAGUACCUUACUGAGUUCAAACACAUAUUUCACAACCAAGAUCAGUGCCUAAAGAAAGCUGAGGAGUUCUCUAAGCUCUUACGACCAGCUGUACAGGACUAUGUGACCAAAAUGAUUGGUCCUGAUGUGGUAGAUGAAGUGAAGACAGGUAAAGGAUCAAAGGAUUACAGCACAAGAGGGGCUUUCCAGUUCUCCAUUUUGAAACAACUCCUGACUGAUGGAAAAUAUGAGAAAUAUAAAGAGUACAUUAACUAUUAUGAAAAGUUUGUGAAGAACUGGCUGUUUGACCAGAUUGUCCAACAAUUGUUAAAGGACUGUAGUCUGGAGAAAUUGGAGAAGAAACAUAUUUCAGAGAUAGUCAAGAUGAUCACUGACACAAUCUCUAACAUCAGAGAAACAACUGGCACAAAACAUGUAAAUGAUGUCAAGACAUUCAUUCAGAACAUCUGCAGAGCCCUUGAAGAUAAGCUGGUCCUCAAGGAUGCUCUGGAGUCCAUCUUGAUUCUGAACACUGCAGACACAAAACAGUUUGCUGUCUACCUCACAGAGUUUGUGAGAGAAAUGGAGAAGUCACUAGCCGUUACGUACAACCAUAAAAGAGAUAUUGAAGAGAGACUCAAAUCUCUGCCAUUCAAGCCUCAGGACAAGAUGUUCACCAAUUUGUUUGGCUGCGGCAAGCAAUGUCCUUUCUGCAGUGCACCCUGUGAUGCAGGGGGGAAGGAGCAUGCUGAACACUUUACAAAUAUUCAUCGUCCAAAAGGUCUAAAUAGAGUAAUGUUCAGACCUACAAAUAAGUUAGUAACUAACAUAUGUUCCUCUGAUGUGACCAGUGAUUUAUUAUUCAUCCACCCCCUGGUGACGGGAGAGGAUGGUCAUCCCUACAAGGACUACAGGAAAUAUUACCCUGACUGGAUCAUAACUGGAGAUCCCAGCAUUGAGGCUUCAAACUACUGGAAGUAUGUAAUGGCCAUAUUCAAUAAGAGAUUUGCUAAAGACACAAAUGCACUCCUUGCUGAUAUCCCAGAGGACUGGAAGGCAUUAAAACCUGGUGAUGCAAUGAAGAGCUUGAAAGAGGCUUUCAACAUGAAAUGAAGUGGAGUUCUACUGUAUAUAAUGACUGUUGUUUACCAACAUGUUAACAUAUCAUUUAACAUUCAAAGACUUGACAACCAUAAAUAACUCUCAUGACAUGGAUAUAUCACAGAAUCAAAAUGUGAGGAGCCAGUCGCCCAGAGUUGUUGAAAUAAUGUGCAGAUCUGGAAAUACACAACUGGAUCACAGAAAGUCAUAUUUACAAAUAUAUUAAUAAACUAUAUGACGUCUUAGCAAUUUACAGGUCUGUGUUUUCAUCUUAAUGUAAGUUUUAUUGUGAAAAAUGCAUUUCUUGUUUCAAAUAGAGGUAUUACACAUUCAUUAUAUUUUCAAUAAUUUACUUAAUCAAAAAUUAUUACUUAGAAGAUUUAAAACAUGUUUUUUUUUUCCACACCUUAAUAGUGAUUUGUUUAAUGACGUGGCCGGUUCUGAAGGUAUUUCCCAAUGUUCAAAGUCAAUCUUGAGGGAUAUGCCUGGAUGAUGAUUUUCUUGUUGUUGAUGAUUUUAUUUUUGCUGUUAAUGAUGAUGAUUAAAUGUUUCUAGUUAAUGACCACAAAUACAGUGAUUAUGAUAAUAAUGUGAGUUUGAACUCAGAGCUGGAGGGAAUGACUUUCAGUUGGGCAAAGUUAAUUUUGUUUAUUAUUAUUAUUAUCACUUACAAAUAAUGUUUUUUUGUUGUUGCAGUGAACACAUAGUUUACAGACAUAUCGUGAGUUAAUGCAAAUGAUGAAUACAAAUCAAUUAAAACAUUAUUUGGUUUAAAUGAGAAAUACGGUACAUCAAUAAAAAAAUGUACACUAAUUGUUCACUUGGAAUCUGUUCUCUACCAUUUUAAUCAGCUAGAUGCAAAUAAAGGCACACAAAGUGUGUAUCAAGUGUCUCAAAGUAAAGUGCUGAUCUAGGAUCAGGUCCUCCCUGUCCAUGUAGUCUUAUUCAAUGUGAUCUAAAAGUCUAAACUGAUCCUAAGUUAGCGCUCUUGCUCUGAAUACUAUUGAUGUUCUGUGUUCUAUUGAUGUGAUCAGCCCCUGGUAAUAAAGAAAAUACCAGAAUUAACCACCA